Messenger RNA from Suillus clintonianus, 3997 nucleotides. RefSeq names its product TPR-like protein. Lineage: Eukaryota; Fungi; Basidiomycota; Agaricomycetes; Boletales; Suillaceae. The transcript is spliced from 2 exons. The record is from RefSeq and is a predicted model, not a curated record. Gene Ontology annotation, molecular function: protein binding. Bases 197 to 3835 code for a protein of 1212 amino acids.
AUAAUUAAUCAUGAAUUCACACUCAGCUUGCUACUAGUUCUACAAAUACAAGUUCAGCGCUCACUAUACCAUUUCCUCUCCAGGUUUCAGUGCUCGAAUUCCAACUGUCGUCUUCGCCCAUUGAUAGAGCUUUUUGGCUUCAUCCUCCCUGUGUCCUUCACCAGUGACAGUCCUCGUGUAACUUGAUCACAAUAGCAUGGCAGACAGGAUGCAAAUGUAUCGACUCGGAGCGGCCUUGCAGAACUUUCCCCCCGGGUCUCUCAACAAUCUUGCCAACUCUCUCAACAAUCUUGCCAACAGCCUUUAUAACAGAUUCGAGCAGCGGGGCGUCCCGUCUGACCUUGAUGAGGCCAUCGAGCUCCAUCGGUCUGCACUACUCCUUCGUCCCGCCGGUCAUUCUGAACGAUCAUCGGCUCUCAUAAAUCUUUCCAUCAGCCUUCAACGGAGAUUUGAGCAUCGGGGCGUCCCGUCUGACCUUGAUGAAGCCAUUGAACUCUAUCAGGCUGCACUACUCAUUUGUCCCCCCGGUCAUUCUCAUCGAUUUGCGUGUCUCAACAAUCUUGCCACCAGUAUUUAUGACAGAUUCAAGCAUCGGGGCGUCCCGUCUGACCUUGAUGAGGCCAUCGAGCUCCAUCGGGCUACAUUACUCCUUUGCCCCCCUGGUCAUUCUGAUCGAUCAGCGUCUCUCAACAAUGUUGCCAACAGCCUUCUAAACAGAUUCGAGGAGCGAGGCGUCCCGUCUGACCUUGAUGAGGCCAUCGAGCUCUAUCGGACUGCACUACUCAUUUGUCCCUCCGGUCAUUCUUCUGAUCGAUUAGCGUCUCUCAAUAAUCUUGCCCACAACCUUCUAAACAGAUUCGAGCAGCGGAGCGUUCCGUCUGACCUUGAUGAGGCCAUCGAGCUCUAUCAGGCUGCAUUACUCAUUUGUCCCCCCGGUCAUUCUAAUCGAUCAGCGUCUCUCAACAAUGUUGCCAACAGCCUUCUAAACAGAUUCGAGGAGCGAGGCGUCCCGUCUGACCUUGAUGAGGCCAUCGAGCUCUAUCGGGCUGCACUACUCAUUUGUCCCUCCGGUCAUUCUUCUGAUCGAUUAGCGUCUCUCAAUAAUCUUGCCCACAGCCUUCUAAACAGAUUCGAGCAGCGGAGCGUCCCGUCUGACCUUGAUGAGGCCAUCGAGCUCUAUCAGGCUGCAUUACUCAUUUGUCCCCCCGGUCAUUGUUUUCGAUUUAAGUGUCUCAGCAAUCUUGCCACCAGUAUUUAUGACAGAUUCAAGCAUCGGGGCGUCCAGUCUGACCUUGAUGGGGCCAUCGAGCUCCAUCGGGCUGCACUACUCCUUUGUCCCCCUGGUCAUUCUGAUCGAUCACCGUGUCUCGCCGGUCUUGCCAACAGCCUUUCAAACAGAUUCAAGCAGCGGGGCGUCCAGUCUGACCUUGACGAGGCCAUCGAGCUCUAUCGGGCUGCACUACUCCUUUGUCGCCCUGGUCAUUAUGAUCACUCAAUGUCUUUACACAAUCUUGCCAACAGCCUUCUAAACAGAUUCGAGCAUCGGGGCGUCCCGUCUGACCUUGAUGAGGCCAUCGAACUCCAUCGGGCUGCACUACUCCUUCGUCCCCCCGGUCAUUCUGCUCGCUCAAUGUCUCUCGGCAGUCUUGCCAACAGCCUUUUUAACAGAUUCGAGCAGCGGGGCGUCCCGUCUGACCUUGAUGAGGCCAUUGAGCACUAUCAGGCUGCACUACUCCUUCGUCCCGCCGCUCAUUCUGAUCGAUCAAUGUCUCUCAACAAUCUUGCCAACAGCCUUCGAACCAGAUUCAAUCGUUGGGGCGUCCCGUCUGACCUUGAUGAGGCCAUCGAGCUCGAUCGGGCUGCACUACUCCUUCGCCCCCCCGGUCAUUCUAAUCGAUCAAUAUCUCUCAGCAGUCUUGCCCACAGCCUCGAUGACAGAUUCAAGCAGCGGGGCGUCCAGUCUGACCUUGAUGAGGCCAUCGAGCUCUAUCAGGCUGCGCUACUCCUUCGUCCCGCCGGUCAUACUGAUCGGUCAAGGUCUCUCAACAAUCUUGCCAUGAGUCUUCAAACCAGAUUCGAGCAGCGGGGCGUCCCGUCUGACCUUGAUGAUGCUAUCGAGCUCCAUCAGGCUGCACUACUCCUUUGUCCCCCCGAUCAUUCUAAACGAUCAUUGGUCCUCAGUGAUCUUGCCAACAGCCUUUGUAUCAGAUCCUGGCAGCGGGGCGUCCCGUCUGGCUUUGAUGAAGCAUUUAGGUUGUAUGCGCAACUCUCCUACCUAUCUCAUGCAGUCUCCCAUACGGAUCUUACCGCUGCCAAGACAUGGACCAUCUCUGCCGAAGUGACGAACCAUGACUCUGCAUUGCUUGCCUAUCAAACUGCAUUGAAAUUCCUAGAUCAGCAUGUUACAAUACUGUCGCCUUCUCCACACCUAUUUGAUGUCGUCAGGACUGCCACAGCUUCACUUGCCAUGGACGCUUGCUCGUGCAGUAUUCGUCAUGGCGCACUGAAAACUGCUGUGGAACUGGUGGAGCAAGGCCGUGCCGUAUUCUGGACCCAGUUGGCACGCUUACGCUCACCGCUUGAUGAACUUUCCCUGUCCGGUGACACCGGCGCAGCCUUGGAGAAAGAGUUCAAGCAGCUGAGCUUUGGCCUUCGUAGCGCGUUUGAACGGUCUACUGAAGAGCAGUCCCCACAAAUGCGACAACUGACCAUCCAAUGGAAUGAUGUCGUCUCCCGCAUCCGCAUGCUGCCUGGCUUUUCUCGCUUUCUCCUGCCUCCCCUUUUCUCCAACCUACAGAAGGCGGCUGAAGAAGGCCCUGUCAUCAUCGUCAAUGCAAGCCAAUAUGGCUGUGAUGCCUUGAUUGUCUUCAGUGCACAAGAUCCUGUCCACGUUCCACUCGAUAUCCCGCAGACUAAAGUCUCCGAGUUGUCUUCGGAGCUUCAGUCCCUCGCAGAGCAAUUUGGUGCUUCUGAUUGUCAAUUCAGACUUGUCAGCAUCCUCCGCAAGCUUUGGGAUCGUGUUGUUGACCCUGUGGUCCGAGCUCUUGAGGCGUUUGAAAUCCACCAUGGCUCGCGUAUCUGGUGGUGCCCCACUGCCGAGUUCACGCUUCUUCCUCUACAUGCAGCAGGACCGUACGGGAAGAACAAAAACAACUUAUCUGACAUCUAUGUCUCCUCUUACACCCCCACUUUGGCGACACUCAUUCGGGCGAGACAGCGGGUUUCUCAAGAGGUGUCCGCACAACAUUUUGUUGCCAUCGGUCAAGCAAAUCCGGACGGAGGGAAGGAACUCUGUCAUGUCGCUCCUGAGUUAGCCAUCGUCGCUCAGCGUCUCGCGCCCGUCGUCUCCUUCACAUCACUCGAGGAUGACGAUGCAACAGUCCAGGGCGCACUUGCUGCACUAAAUCAUAAUCAGUGGCUCCAUUUAGCUUGCCAUGGAAUGCCACACCGGACACAAUCGUUUGACUCUUCCUUCGCAAUGCGCGAUGGGCCGUUGAUGAUCAAGGAAAUCAUCCGGUCCGACUGGCAGAGCCCGGAGUUUGCAUUCUUGUCGGCUUGCCACACUACCGUGGGUCAUAAAAAGAGUCCCGACGAGGCGAUACAUCUCGCUGCGGCGAUGCAAUUCUCUGGAUUCCGCAGUGUGAUAGGUUCCAUGUGGUCUGUCGACGAUGAGGUUGCACUACAGGUUGUGUCCGUUUUCUACCGCAAACUGGUCGAUGGCUCAGGGAGAUUGGACUGUACGCGGGCUGCGGUAGCGUUGCACAAAACUGUGAAAUCGUUGCGCAAGAAGAUCCCACUAGAACAGCAGAUCGUGUUUGUUCACAUAGGUGUCUAGUUUGAUUGAUUCGUCAUGUUAUUGCAUUAUAUGUUAUCCUGAUUGCUUUCAUUACCCUGUUGUCCCACCUAGAUCCCAGUCAUUCAAAUAUUGUCUGCACGAUACUCUGUUUUUUUUUUCCGUUGUGUACUAGUACUGCAAGCACCGAUCCAUUGAAUGAUU